AUGGCUUUCCAGCAAGUGCCUGUCCGUAAUGUCAACAUUACGUCCGCCUUCUGGUCGCAAAUGCGGCAAUGCUCCAAAGAAAAGACCAUUCCAGCCAUUAUCAAAGCGCAAAAGUCCUUGCAGCAUUGGUACUGCCUGACGUGGAAAGAGGGUCACGAGAUCCAGCCUCAUCCUUUCUGGGAUAGUGACAUAUAUAAAAUCGUCGAAGCGGCAUGCUACUUUCUUAUGAAAGACAAGGACGACGAGCUGAUGGCUACUGUUGAGGAGGCGGCCGACAUGAUACGAGCAGCACAGCACCCGGACGGCUAUAUCAACUCUUAUUAUACAGUGCUUGGAAUCGACAAGCGAUGGACCAACUUACGCGAUAUGCAUGAGCUUUACUGUCUCGGCCAUCUAACAGAGGCUUGCGUAGCCUAUGAGACCCUCACAAACAGUGGACGGUUGUUGGAACCGGUACUGAAGGCCCUUCGACACGUUGAUUCUGUUUUUGGAGCCGAGCCGGGAAAGAAGAGAGGAUAUCCUGGGCAUCAGGAGAUCGAGAUUGGUCUUCUGAGGCUAUACGAACUAUGUGGUGAGCCUGUUUUGCUGAAGCUUGCCAAAUACUUCAUCAGUGAGCGAGGUCGGAGAGAUACCAAUGGUGAGACUUAUUUCGACCACGAAGCCAGAGCCCGGGGCGGAGAUCCAUAUGAUCACUUUGGUUCCGAGAUGAAAGCCUGGUUCCAGCACCCGCGGGAUUAUAGCUACAAUCAGGCUGAUCGACCCCUUGUUGAGACCACGGAAGUGAAGGGUCAUGCGGUGCGUGCAAUGUAUUACUACAUCGCAGCGACCGACCUGGUUCGUCUUACUGGAGACGAAGAGAUCAAGGCUGCACUGGACCGCAUGUGGAUGGACAUGACAGAGCGGAAAUUGUACGUCACAGGGGGUAUUGGAGCCAUGCGUCAGUGGGAAGGCUUUGGUGCCAAAUACGUUCUAGCUGAUACCGACGAGUCAGGGAUAUGUUAUGCCGAAACUUGUGCCUGCUUUGCGUUGAUUAUCUGGUGUCAAAGGAUGCUUCAGCUUGACCUGGAUGCCAAAUACGCCGAUGUGAUGGAAGUCGGACUGUAUAACGGCUUUCUUGGAGCCGUGGGAUUGGAUGGGGGGUCGUUCUAUUACCAAAACCCCCUACGAACAUAUACUGGCCACCCAAAGGAAAGAAGUGAGUGGUUCGAGGUUGCUUGCUGUCCACCGAAUGUCGCGAAAUUAUUGGGGUCAAUGGAAUCUCUUAUUUAUUCAUUCAAGGAUGAUCUGGUCGCCAUUCAUCUUUAUAUUGAGAGCGACUUCACAGUCCCGGAGACCGGUGUGGUGGUUUCUCAGAAAACAAAUAUGCCUUGGUCAGGCGACGUCGAGAUAAGCGUCAAGGGAACGACAGCCCUGGCAUUGCGAAUUCCAACCUGGGCAGAAGGAUACUCGAGCUCGGUUCAGGGAGAGGUCAAAAAUGGCUAUCUUUACAUUCCUCACUCUCAGGAUUUGGAAGUGAAGCUCUCCUUCACCCUCAAAGCACGAAAGCUCUAUCCCAACCCAGCAACAGAAAAGGAUCAGAUCUGUAUCACACGUGGACCAUUGGUAUACUGCAUUGAAGAUGUUGACAACGAAGUCGACAUUGACCAUGUUGGUUUGGUAGACGGCCCUGUGACUGACGGUGAACCAAUCGAUAUCGCGACGGUCAAUGAUGUGAUCCCAGUGAAGGCAACUGGCAGAGAAUUGGUAAAGGGGCAAAAUCAUUUGUAUGCAUCGGAGCCAUGGAAGUACGGCGACAAAAAGAAUCUUCUCUAUGUACCAUACUUUCUGCGGGCGAAUCGGGGCGGCAAGGGCGGGAUGACAGUCUGGGCUAAGCGACUAGAAGCCUCAUAGACCCUAGUUCCAGACUGGGAGCCUUGGGUGGUACGGAGUUCCUUGACCUUUGAAACAAAUCCGCCUGGCAAGAGCUGAGUCAGUAGUUUGCACAGCAAGAAUCCUAUUCAUUUGCCAGGUUGGA
Molecule: messenger RNA, 2014 nt
Organism: Aspergillus nidulans FGSC A4
Lineage: Eukaryota; Fungi; Ascomycota; Eurotiomycetes; Eurotiales; Aspergillaceae
Product: glycoside hydrolase family 127 protein
Exons: 2
Coding region: 1-1890 (629 amino acids)
Biological process (GO): carbohydrate metabolic process
Source: RefSeq, a predicted model, not a curated record